AGAUGUAAUGGUGGCUACCCUCCAAAUGCUUGGGACUUCUGGACCACAAAUGGACUGGUGACUGGAGGGCUCUACAACUCUCAUAUUGGUUGCAGACCGUACACCAUCGAACCCUGUGAACACCACGUCAACGGCAGCAGACCUCCCUGCACUGGGGAGGGCGGCGACACACCCAAGUGUGUUGCACAGUGCGAGACUGGAUACACACCAAGCUAUGAAAAUGACAAACACUAUGGUGAAACAUCUUACGGCCUACCAUCAGAUGAAGAUCAGAUCAAAUCAGAGAUUUACAAGAACGGACCUGUAGAGGGAGCGUUUACAGUCUACGAAGAUUUCCCUUCCUACAAGUCUGGUGUGUAUCAGCAUGUGUCAGGAACUGCUUUGGGAGGACAUGCCAUUAAGAUCCUGGGCUGGGGAAAGGAAAAUGGUGUUCCUUACUGGCUCUGUGCAAACUCCUGGAACACUGACUGGGGUGAUAAUGGAUACUUUAAAAUCCUUCGUGGAUCAAAUCACUGUGGCAUUGAGUCCGAGAUCGUGGCUGGAAUCCCCAAGUAAAACCCAAGGUUUUAUGCUGCGUCACCCCCAGAGGGCGCCACACUCCACUGUCAUUGAACAAAGUAUACUUCUGCACAGCAUGGCAUUUGAGGAGGGGAAUUCAAACUCCCGUAGCUUUUAAGUGAAUUUUCAGAUUGGAGACAAGACAAACUGUUGCACACAAUUACAUUUUUUUUUUCUAUGUUGGUCUGUUUUAGGACACUCCCAUAUUUUACUUCAUUUUUUUUUCUUUUAAUUGCUUGGAAAGCAGAUGUCUCGCUGUAAAGACGAAACAAUUCUUGUGUUGCACYGAUGAAAAUUGAGGACCAUUUUUUAGAUCAAUGCAGCAUCAAACUGAAUGGCGUUUUUAAAAACACCCCAAUGAGCAGAGCUGUUUCUCAGAACACAUUUCAUCAUGCAAUGACCCUUGAUACUUUUUUUUUUUUUAAAUGACAAAUUAUACUCUGUACUACCGACUGUCAUAAUGUACUGCCUGUAAUAGGUGCCUGUUAUUUUUAAGCAUUUUAAAAGUAGAUUACAAUGAGAUGGAGUGAAAGUGAAGUUUUUACUGCCAAUAUGAUCAAAUGCUGGGAAUUGUUCAUUUGAAUUUAUUAAAUGAAUCUUUUGUUGCCAGUA
Poecilia reticulata (guppy) is the source of this 1170-nucleotide messenger RNA. Lineage: Eukaryota; Metazoa; Chordata; Actinopteri; Cyprinodontiformes; Poeciliidae. The record is from RefSeq and is a predicted model, not a curated record.